Molecule: messenger RNA, 1068 nt
Organism: Glycine soja
Lineage: Eukaryota; Viridiplantae; Streptophyta; Magnoliopsida; Fabales; Fabaceae
Product: protein MKS1-like
Exons: 1
Coding region: 143-781 (212 amino acids)
Cellular component (GO): nucleus
Source: RefSeq, a predicted model, not a curated record
UUCCAAAAGUAAAUUACUCAAAAAAUUCAGUUCCAAACUCCGUUUAGUUUCUCUUCCAAUUUUCUGUUUCUUCUCAUUUCUCAACCUCACACCGCACUCUCUCUCUACGCCUCGCCGCUCCAGAUUAUUUCUCUUCCUCCGAAUGAAUCCGCCGGAGAUUCCCUUCGGCGGAGCCCCGCCGCCGAAAAAAGAGGUUCAGCUCCAGGGCCCGCGGCCGCCGCCUCUCAAAGUGAGCAAAGAUUCGCACAAGAUCAAGAAGCCGCCGCCGCACCCGGCGCACCACCACCAUAACCACCCCCACGCGCUGCCGGAGCAGAACCUACAACAGCGGGAACCGGUGAUAAUCUACUCCGUCUCCCCCAAAGUCAUCCACGUCACCCCCGGCGACUUCAUGGACGUGGUCCAGCGCCUCACCGGAGCUUCCUCCGGCGAGUACCCGCCGGCGGGUCGCGGCGAUGUGUCGCCGGCGGCAAGGCUGGCCUCGAUCGAGAAAACGAGCCCGUCGGAGAGAGAAAGGGUUUUGCACUACAAAGACGACGACAUCGCGUGGAUGUUGGAGGAGGGAGUGGAAGUAGGUCAAUUUCCGGGGAUACUGACGCCAGAGCCGGGAACCUUGCCGCCGAUUCCGGCGGAGGUGUUUUCUCCGCCAAUUUCCGGGGAGGACUUUUCGCCGUCAUAUUGGUCGGCGAGCAGCUUCUUGGCGAGUCCGUCGGGGUUUCUUUCCGUCGCCGUGGCGUCGCCGCAGCCGUCGCCGAACCUCUUCAGUCUCUUCGACUUGUAAUAGGGUUUUUUUUUUUCUCAUUCCACUUUGUUUAAUUUUGGUGGUUAUUAAUUAUUGAGAAUUUUCAUUUUCACAUUAUUAGUGGCGAUUCUAUCUUGUGCCACUAUUUUUGUAUAAUCAGUAGAAAAAGAUGACAAAGACUUUUCCUGGUCUACUUCCCCACAAAACAACUAUUAUUAUUGUGAUUUGUAACUGAGUUUCUUUUUCUUGAUUCAGCUCUUGCUAAUUUUGUUAUUAAAUUGUACUUUUAACAUUAGGAUUGAACAAUUUGUAUUUCAGAGUUUUCA